AUGCACUGUAGUCUCUGUUUGUCCCUGACUGUGGCUCCAGCGAACCACACGGUGAUGGAGGAGGUGAUGGAGGAGGUGAUGGAGGAGGUGAUGGAGGAGGUGAUGGAGGUGGUGAUGGAGGAGGUGACGGAGGAGGUGAUGGAGGAGGUGAUGGAGGAGGUGAUGGAGGAGGUGAUGGAGGAGGUGAUGGAGGAGGUGAUGGAGGAGGUGACGGAGGAGGUGAUGGAGGAGGUGAUGGAGGAGGUGCUGGAGGAGGUGAUGGAGGAGGUGAUGGAGGAGGUGAUGGAGGAGGUGAUGGAGGAGGUGAUGAGGAGGUGA
Knipowitschia caucasica is the source of this 318-nucleotide messenger RNA. NCBI's taxonomy places the organism in Eukaryota, Metazoa, Chordata, Actinopteri, Gobiiformes, Gobiidae. The record is from the annotation of a GenBank genome assembly.